CUGGGGCACGUUUGAGAGAUUCUCCAGGCAGAAUCCUGUUCUGAAAGAGAGUGUUUAUGCUGAGGAAUAACAAAUGGUGAUCUGAGGAUCCUGCAGGAUUUACUGUAAUAUGGCUGGAUCUGGCUUGUGGUUGGUGAUGAAGGAUGAUGUGCAGGACGUCUCUAAUGCAGCGUUCCUCUCAUGAGCUCCAGCUGUUUCGCCGAAGGCUUUGACGUAAUGGAGACCUUCCUCGAAGAACAUUUAAACAUCACAUCUGAGUCUCCCAUCAACACAAGCCUCCGUCCGCUGGGGGUGCCGUACCUGAAGAGGCUGGCGCACCUGGACGAGUCGCUGUACCAUGAGUUCUCCGUGCUGUGGAUCACGCUGAUGGUGGUGAACUCACUCAUGUUUGUGGUCGGCGUGGUCCUGAACAGCCUGGCCCUGUACGUGUUCUGCCAACGCAGCCGCUCUCGGAGCACGCCGGCCAUUUACACCAUAAACCUGGCGGUGACCGACCUGCUGGUGGCGCUAUCGCUCCCAGCCCGCAUCGCGCUCUAUCACAGUGGCGGCGACUGCGUGGCGUGUUUCUAUGUGCACACGUUUAGCUACUUCGUCAACAUGUACUGCAGCAUUUUGUUUCUCACCAGCAUCUGCAUGGAUCGCUAUAUGGCAGUGGUGCAUUCGGCGGGAAGCCGUUGGCGGAGCCCGGGGGUUGCAAAAAUUGUGAGCGUUUGCAUCUGGCUGUUUGCCGUCGUGGUCACAUACUCCCUUCAGACGUCUGCGCUGGAGUUUAAUGGAGCGUCUUGCUGUCGCGCCGCCGUGCUUUUCGCGCUCACCGUUCUGGAGUUUGUCCUGCCGCUGCUAGUGAUCGCGGCGUUUACGAUCCGCGUGGCCUGCGCGCUUGCGGAUGGCCGGCUUAUGCCGCAGAGUUUGGGUCGGCGUACGCGCGCCGUCCGGCUGCUCGUCGCCGUGCUGCUGGUGUUCACCGUGUGCUUCACGCCAUAUCACGUGCGCGAGGCCGUGGUUUAUUUCCAGCUAGGGGGCAGCAGAGAGCAGCAUGUUGUGGCGUAUCACGUGACCAUCACACUCAGCAGUCUGAACAGCUGCCUGGAUCCCGUGGUUUACUGCUUCGUGCCUGAUAGUUUCCGCUCUACACUGCGGAGAGAACAGAAGAAGAGAUUCAGAGAGCAUCCGAUGGCCAUCAAGGGAAACCAGAGCAGCAAAGCUGCAGGUACCCCGACGGCCAUCGAGUACAGCGUCGCAACGCUCACGCUCACACCCUACAUACUGCCGACCAGAGACAUUCCUGCCUGAAAUACAACACUAAAAACAUGGAAAUCUUUAGCAAUGAGAAUUGUCAAAUAAACAAUUACAUACACUCAUAAAAAUUAAAAUUAAAAAAAAAUAUAUAUAUAUA
Onychostoma macrolepis is the source of this 1396-nucleotide messenger RNA. Its product is annotated as G-protein coupled receptor 20. Gene Ontology annotation, biological process: phospholipase C-activating G protein-coupled receptor signaling pathway; positive regulation of Rho protein signal transduction. The transcript is spliced from 3 exons. The record is from RefSeq and is a predicted model, not a curated record. Gene Ontology annotation, cellular component: membrane. The coding region runs from base 181 to 1293 and encodes 370 amino acids. Lineage: Eukaryota; Metazoa; Chordata; Actinopteri; Cypriniformes; Cyprinidae. Gene Ontology annotation, molecular function: G protein-coupled receptor activity.